Apus apus (common swift) is the source of this 5266-nucleotide messenger RNA. RefSeq names its product katanin catalytic subunit A1 like 1 (gene KATNAL1). Gene Ontology annotation, cellular component: microtubule cytoskeleton; microtubule. The record is from RefSeq and is a predicted model, not a curated record. The coding region runs from base 427 to 1896 and encodes 489 amino acids. The transcript is spliced from 13 exons. Gene Ontology annotation, biological process: microtubule severing. Lineage: Eukaryota; Metazoa; Chordata; Aves; Apodiformes; Apodidae. Gene Ontology annotation, molecular function: microtubule severing ATPase activity; microtubule binding; ATP hydrolysis activity.
AGUGGGAACUACAAACCCCAGCGCGCUCGGCUGCGGGAGAAGGUGACUGUGGCUGAGCCCCCUCAGAGGAGACCCUUGUGAGGAAGGAAAUCACAUGUCAUGCAGGGAGAAAACUGGUUUCUUCUUCCUCUGAUAAUGUUCCAGUUAGUGUUGCAGUUUAUGCUUUUCCAGUUUUAAGACCACGUAAAUUUGUCUGCCUCCUGUGAGCUGUGUUGCUGCCGUGCCUUGCCCAUGGGUUGGCCCGACUUCCAUGAGAGACGAGGAGGUUGACUCCUACAGUGAGAGCAGCACUCUUCUGGUCCAAAGGGAAGCUGAAUGCGAGCGUCAGCCCCCUUAAGGCAAAAGGGAGUUUUACAACACUCGCCUGCAGGGUGGGAACUAGCUGUAGUAACAAAUACAAGAGAUUGCUACAAUUUCUGAGUGAAGAUGAAUUUAGCAGAGAUUUGCGACAAUGCCAAAAAAGGAAGAGAAUAUGCACUCCUGGGGAAUUAUGACUCUUCUAUGGUGUAUUACCAGGGUGUCAUCCAACAAAUCCAGAGACAUUGCCAGUCAAUCAGAGAUCCAGCAAUUAAGGGCAAAUGGCAACAGGUCCGACAAGAAUUAGUUGAAGAAUAUGAACAAGUUAAGAGCAUUGUCAACACUUUAGAGAGUUUUAAAAUGGACAGACCUGCAGAUAUCCCUGUAUCCUGUCAAGAUGAGCCUUUUAGAGAUCCUGCUGUUUGGCCUCCUCCUGUUCCAGCUGAACACAGGAAUCCACCUCAGAUAAAACGUCCUAACAGAGAAGUAAAACCUUUGAGGAAGGAGUCCCCAGGGCUGCAGCCCCGCGGGCCGGCGGGCAGAGCACACGCGGUGUCCAAGGGCGAGAAGGCCGCAGCCAGCCGCGAGAGGGAAUCCAGAGCUAGAGGAAGAGAUGACAAGGGAAAGAAAAUAACCCAAGAAGUUGGUGAUGGGGAAAUUCCAAAAUUUGAUGGAGCAGGUUAUGAUAAAGACUUGGUCGAAGCUCUUGAAAGAGACAUUGUGUCAAGGAAUCCAAAUAUUCAUUGGGAUGACAUAGCAGAUUUGGAAGAAGCCAAGAAAUUGCUAAGAGAAGCUGUUGUUCUUCCGAUGUGGAUGCCUGAUUUUUUCAAAGGGAUCAGAAGACCUUGGAAGGGCGUGCUGAUGGUUGGUCCUCCUGGCACUGGCAAAACAAUGCUAGCAAAAGCUGUUGCUACAGAAUGUGGAACAACAUUCUUCAAUGUGUCUUCCUCUACCCUGACAUCUAAAUACAGGGGCGAGUCUGAGAAGCUGGUCCGCCUCUUGUUUGAAAUGGCAAGGUUUUAUGCUCCAACAACAAUCUUCAUUGAUGAGAUAGAUUCCAUCUGCAGCCGCAGAGGCACGUCCGACGAACACGAGGCGAGUCGCAGAGUCAAGUCAGAGCUGCUUGUGCAAAUGGACGGGGUAGGUGGUACUCUGGAAAAUGAUGACCCUUCCAAGAUGGUUAUGGUGUUAGCAGCUACAAAUUUUCCCUGGGAUAUCGAUGAAGCUCUCCGACGGAGACUGGAGAAGAGGAUUUAUAUACCUUUGCCCACAGCAAAAGGCAGAGCAGAAUUACUUAAGAUUAAUCUUCGGGAAGUAGAACUGGAUCCUGAUAUCAGCCUUGAAGAAAUUGCUGAGAAGAUUGAAGGCUACUCUGGUGCUGACAUCACUAACGUUUGCAGGGAUGCUUCUUUAAUGGCAAUGAGACGACGUAUUAACGGCUUAACUCCAGAAGAGAUUCGUGCACUUUCUAAAGAGGAGCUUCAAAUGCCUGUUACCAAGGGGGACUUUGAGCUGGCUCUGAAGAAAAUCUCCAAAUCUGUUUCAGCUGCAGACCUAGAGAAGUACGAAAAAUGGAUGGUGGAGUUUGGAUCUGCUUAAUCUCAGUGACAGCUCUCCUUUGCUAGAAUUUUAUGGCUUUUGUUGUUUUCACUUGCAAAAUGAGUUAGAAAUCUUUUUAAAGGUUUAAUAAAAGGUCUGCCUCUGCCCCAAUCCCACCCCCUUCUUGGUGACAAGAUCUUUUAAACUUAAUUUGCCUUUAAAAGAAAUGAACACAAUAUUGAGCUGCUAUUAUAAAAGAUGUUUUAUCUCUGAAAUUGUAAAAUGCGACAAACAGGAAGGGAAAAUUAUACUUGUGAGGGUCAUCUUAUUUUUUGUCCAAUGAAGAGCAGUGUUACUUAACCUCCUUAUAGUCACCUUCCAUGGCUGGAAUCAAUAAAUCAGCUGGAAGAUGUGACUCCAGAGGAGCUAAUAAGGGCUCACUGUACCCUCUCCUCUUCAGUGCUUCUUUUCUGUUGAGCUGCUAACUCUGCCUCCCUUGAACAUGGCAUUGAAGUUACUGUCCUCUCUCUCUGGUUGGAUAUUCAGAGAAAAGCCUGUGGAUUAAUUGGCAUUACACAGAGGAAAUGAGGAUCAGUCUUCCAGCAAGACAUGGGCUUGGCUCUCUUCUCAUGUACACCCAUUUGGAAUCGAUAUCACUUCAGGCUGGAUUGAUGUCACCUGUGGUGAAUUCUGAUGGAAAUGACAGGAAAUGAAAAGGGCCUCACUUAGGUUCAGUCCAGUUUAUGCUUGGUCUCUGAAUAUGGUUUGUACCACUUUGACUGGUAGACACUUUGAAGUUUCACCAGUAGGCACUUUGACUUAAGUUACGUUUUGCACUUUUAUGCUUAUGAAUCAUCCUAUACUUUGUGCUGUUUAGAUAUUAUUGCUAUUACUAUUUUAAAGUACUGAGAAUUUAAUACAGUCAAGACACUACUAUCAAGGCUGUCUUUCAAACACAUGGCUGUCCUUAAAACACGUGGCUGUGGACAUCCACUUCUUCUGAUUAGACAUGAACUCUUUCCUAACUUUACUAGGCAAUGGAAUUUGCAUCUGUUUAUGUUGUAGAACUGUUCAUGCUUUUUUUAAAAAAAAAUUUAAAUUUCUUAAAAAAUUAUAAAUUAUUUAGGGGAAAAUAAUCUGUACAAUCUCAUUUAUGUACUUACCUGAUUCUUCCCUUCCCAUGUACAAAUACAGGGAUGAGAAGGGUUGAGUUAUAAUCUCUAGCAUGAGACAUCUUCUCUCUGGAGUAUAACUGUCAUGCUGACUCAUGGACUUGGCCUGCAAGUCUGACAUAUGAAGGUUUGCCAUGGUAGGAAUAAGAAGAAGAGGCUAAAUUUACAGAGGAAUAUGCAUGCUCUCUGACUUUUGUUAGUCUGUGAGCUAGGCCUGAAGUAUCUUGGUGGAUGUGAAUUGCUGUGUGGUUCAAUAGGUAUUCUAUCCUUCAGCUCUCUGCUGAGAAUCCUAGUGGCAUAGCUGGAUGUGGAAGGCUGGAGUAUGAAAAAGAUAAUACCUCCUUUGCAUGGAAAUGUAUCCUUAUUUGCUCCUUUUUGCUAGUUCUUGAAAUAUCCCAAUAGUGUCAGCAAUUCAGCACAUGGGUCCUUGGGCCAUGGCAUGUGAACCACUGAGGCAAAUGCUGCUGAAGCAUGUCUGCUGUUCAGUAGCAGGGGCUGUCAGGACACAUGCAGGACAGCUUUGCAGCGUCGGUCUGAUUACGUGAGCCAUUUGUAAAGCUCUUUUGCUGUUGCUGUUUUGUCUGUCCGUAUUCCUUUUUCUGUCUUUCUCUGUGAAGACCACAUCUUGGGUUGAUGCUGUCAUUUUAAAGGGCUGUCCCAAUUUACAUGGAGGAACACCAUGGAGAUUCUGUCAGUCUUGCGCUUGACAUGGAACUCAAUGGUGGCUUAAGAAGCGUGUUUCUGUGUGGCACUCCAUAAAGUGCCUUCUAGGGCUCUGAGACUGGUUGAGGUACAGCUGCUGUUGUAAUCUUUUGAAGGACAGAGCAUCUCCACUGGAUAGCAUGAGGCCCUGUUACACUCCUGGACAGGCAGGUUACUGCAGGAAGAACAUCAGCUUUUACCCCUUUACCUGUAGGAAGAUUAAAAGCUCCAGCUGCUCCUUUCCUGACCAGUUUGCACUAACUGCACAGUAGAGCCCUUGUGGGAUUCACUAUACCUGCAGCUGUCAGACUAAAAGGAACAGUUUUCUCUGCACUGGAAGAUGAGCGAGUAGAAGAGGGGUUGACUCUUUAUAAUUUUGGCUGAAUUCCUACCAGGGUUAGUCUCUUCCUCCAAGGGAAUAACUGGACUUCAUAGAGAGAAGGCUUUGAAAACAUCUUUGCAGUCUGUCAUUUCUUCCUUAUGAAAGCUGUAGGCUGCAGCCCUUACUCUUUUGUUUGUUUGUCUUACUUCAGCAGAAAUCGGUAAAUCUUGUGGCUAAUGCCAGAUUAGCACUUCAGGGUCUCUCACUAGAGAGGACAUUGCUGCCUGAGGAACUUAGGCUACAGAAGCACGAUCUAGAAGGGAAUAGAUGUGAAUGCCAAUACCUUACCCUGUUCAUCCACCCAAGAGCCCUGCUGGGAUUCAGCAGUUGCUGCUUAGAAGGGUCUAAUUUCCAGUUUCCUCAGUUUCAUAGUGCAAGCACCACUGGCCUUCCUGCUGACGAAGGCAGAGCAUUUAGCAAAAAUGUCUUUCCUUAGCUUUUUAAUGAACCUUCUACCUUAAGGCAUUAAACUUUCCCCUUGCAUGUUAAUCACAGUUCACUGUACCAGAUAUUCUCGCUAGUAGGAAUUAUUUAAGACCUGUGGUCUUUUUCUCUAAAAGUCAUAAUUUCUACCCAAAAUAUGUUUUUCUUGUACAGAACCAUUCAUCCUUUACUGCUGCAGAACAGAAAAGUGAACAUUUCUAGGCUGUAGAUGUUUGUAUGUACAAUGGUUGUUCCCAAGCAUUACACCUGUGACUUGAGCCCAGCUAGAUUGGGCACCUUGCAAGACAGAGACCACCCCAGCUGAGACUUCUCAGGGUAGGGAUCUGGAGCCGUAUGCUGACCCGUACAUCUUUACCAGAUCAUGCUGGCAGUCAACAAGGUGUGCUUGGAGAUUGGGUUAUUAAUUCAAGCAGGGAGCCAGCAAGAUGGAGCAAGGAGCAACCAGGGAAGCAAGGUCAGGCCAACACUGGCAGCAACUCAGUGCCCUAAGGAUCAGCUUACAGACCAGCAUAAGUCCAGUUCCUCUCCCACUGGUGGAAGCCCUUGUGUAGGGAUGUUGGAUUCCUCAGAGAGCCACAUCUGAGCAUAUCACAGCCUGCUGCAACAGUGUGCUCUCUCUGUGUCUGUAUGUGGAUGAAAGUACGUGUGCACACGUCUGUGUAGAUAUACGCACAUAAGGUGUGGUGCUUCAGGAGUUUGUACCUAAACUACAUAAAAAACAUGUUUUAAA